GAGUGGACGAGAGACGGCUGGGGGCGGGGUGGAGGGAAGCUGUCCCUGCGGCGACGUGCGCUCAGAGCACGGAGGCGGGGAGGGUCUGAGAGGACGCGCGGCGUGUGACCGCCGAGGCUGCGGCGGCUGGAACAGGUAGCUCCACCCCGCCCGGGAUCAGGCCAGGGGGAAGCUGCCGACUGCGGCUGCCAACUCGCGCCGGGCGCUCCAGCGAAGUCGCGGAGCGGAGUCCCGCGUCCCGCCUCCUCCCUGCCGGGCGCGCUCUCCUCGCUCCCCGAGCAACCCUUCCCCACUUUUCCCCCCUUUUGCAAUCGCACGGCAUUUUAAGAAUGCCGGAAAGAUGGCGGUAGCAGCGGCGGCGGCAGCGGCAGUGGCAGCGGGGCCGGCCGGCGGGGGAGGCGGCCGGGCGCAGCGGAGCGGGCUGCUGGAAGUUUUGGUGCGGGAUCGCUGGCACAAAGUUCUGGUGAACUUGAGCGAAGACGCCCUGGUUCUGAGCUGCGAGGAAGGCGCUGCGGCGUACAACGGCAUCGGGACCGCCACCAAUGGCUCGUUCUGCAGGGGCGCCGGCCCCGGGCACCCAGGCGCAGGCGGCGCGCAGCCCCCGGACUCUCCCGCCGGGGUCCGCACCGCCUUCACCGACCUGCCGGAGCAGGUGCCCGAGUCCAUCUCUAACCAGAAGCGCGGCGUGAAGGUGCUGAAGCAGGAGCUGGGCGGGCUGGGCAUCAGCAUCAAGGGGGGCAAGGAGAACAAGAUGCCCAUCCUCAUCAGCAAGAUCUUCAAGGGGCUGGCGGCGGACCAGACCCAAGCCCUGUACGUGGGCGACGCCAUCCUGUCUGUGAACGGGGCCGACCUGCGGGACGCCACCCACGACGAGGCGGUGCAGGCGCUGAAGCGCGCUGGCAAGGAAGUGCUGCUGGAAGUGAAGUACAUGCGAGAAGCCACACCCUAUGUGAAGAAAGGCUCCCCAGUGUCUGAGAUCGGGUGGGAAACGCCUCCGCCCGAAUCCCCGCGGUUAGGGGGCAGCUCCUCAGACCCUCCGUCAUCACAGUCCUUCUCCUCCUUCCAAAGAGACCGGAAAAGCAUCCCCCUCAAGAUGUGCUACGUCACAAGGAGCAUGGCCUUGGCUGACCCCGAGAACAGGCAGCUUGAAAUCCACUCUCCAGAUGCCAAGCACACGGUGAUCCUGAGGAGCAAGGACUCAGCCACUGCCCAGGUCUGGUUCAGUGCCAUCCAUUCCAACAUCAGUGACCUGCUGCCCCGAGUGAUUGCCGAGGUCCGAGAGCAGCUGGGGAAGGCGGGCAUUGCCGGGAGCCGGGAGCUCAGGCAUCUUGGCUGGCUCACAGAAAAGGUGCCUGGGGAUGGUGAGAAACAGUGGAAGCCUGCCCUGGUUGUACUGACUGAGAAGGACCUUCUAAUUUAUGACAGCAUGCCACGGAGGAAGGAAGCCUGGUCCAGCCCAGUCCACACGUACCCUCUUCUUGCCACCAGGCUGGUCCAUUCAGGUCCAGGGAAAGGAUCGCCCCAGGCUGGUAUGGAUCUGUCCUUUGCAACUCGAACUGGUACCAGGCAGGGGAUUGAAACACAUCUCUUCAGGGCUGAGACCAGCAGGGACCUCUCACACUGGACAAGGAGCAUAGUACAGGGGUGCCACAACUCGGCCGAACUCACUACUGAAAUCACCACAGCUUGUACCUACAAAAACCAGGAGUGCCGUUUGACCAUCCAUUAUGAGAAUGGAUUUUCUGUUACCACUGAACCACAGGAGGGUGCCUUUCCCAAGACAAUCAUACAGGCUCCUUAUGAAAAGCUGAAAAUGUCUUCAGAUGAUGGAAUCAGGAUGCUGUAUUUAGAUUUUGGAGGCAAAGAUGGAGAGCUCCAACUGGACCUUCAUUCCUGCCCCAAGCCAAUCGUUUUCAUCAUCCAUUCCUUCCUGUCAGCUAAGAUUACAAGACUGGGUUUGGUGGCCUGAAAAGAGGGGCGAACUGCCUAUGAGAAAAGGAGGCUGGGACGCCACCAAAAAGGGUCAUAUUGGACACCAUUUGCAGUGAUGCACCCGAUGUAGCAUGCCACAGUCAGCUUUAGACCCCAAGAGUCCUGUUUAACGGUCCCAGACUCCUCUGUCAAUUUCAGGAACUAUAAGCAGUACCCUCAGAAAAUACCACCAGGAUGAUCAGACUUUUAGUACAGUAAAAGGGUAAAGAGGUGAGGCUGGCCGAAAAUACACAGCAUAGCUUUUAAAUAAUGACAGUCAAGGACAUGAACAUUAGAACAGCAUGUGCAGAUCUUAAUCAAACCAGUUUCUAGCUAACUGGUUCACCCAGGUAAGCAAGGGCUGAAUAAAUGAGAAAUGGACCUUUUUCACCUCUCUCCCCCACCAGUAACCAGGAUUCCUUGUUCUACUGUGAUUUACUUCCCACUUCGAAUUGAGUUGACUUUCGCUGGUAAGGAAAGUCUUCAAAUGGAGACCCACUUUUAUUUAAGAAUGAAACAGCUGUUACUUUUUCCGUAUGAAUUAUCUUUCAGUGAUGUAGUAUGAUUCUGAAGUGUUCUCAUUAGCAUAUGAUGAUUGAGAAUUAAAUAAAGCAUCAGAUACCCAUCUGAGCUGUAAGCUUGUGGAUUCUGAGCCAAAGCAGACUGCUUAAACUGCAAAGCUUUGCUGAAGAGUGGUGUGCUACAUUCCUACCAAGGUCUGCUGUCUUAGAGCCACGACUUACAGCUUUGUUUGUAGAAAGCAAAUUAUGGGUAUUUUUAAAAAGUUGUCAUAUAUAUAAUAAUAAUUCAUUUGGGGUUAAGUAAUUAUCCUCAUUUUGUGGUUUUCAGUGGAAGUACUGAGCAAUUUAUUGGCCCUUGUUACUACCUGUGCUUAUUUGCAUGAAUUUUCAAGCAAGUAAUAGUGCAGCCUUACGUGACUCUGGUUAAUGCUGGGAUUUACAUAUAGAGCCAGUGUUAUAAUCAAAUCCAUUGAUAGUAUCUUCAGCUCUUUUGGAAUUCCAGGGAAAUAAUAUAAGGACCUGAUAUUUUUCUACAAGAAUAUUUUCAAACAUUCAAAUGGCAUAUAUUACUUUUGCUUUUCUUUCAACACAAAUUCACUGAAAACACACCUAUUAUUUGAUUUUAAAGUCACUUUCUUUAAACCUUGAAAAUUAGCUGUAGAAUUUCUGUGUCUGUAACCCUGGUAGUUUAUAUAGACAAAUGUUCCAGGUUAGACUGAUGUGUUUUUUCAGAACCAUAUUUUAGCAAAUACCUAUGCAAAGAGCUUUAAAAAAUUAAUCUGUUUUAAAAGAAUGAUUUUGUUCACUCAACUAUCUGUGUUUGUUGAGUUUUACUUUAGAUCAGCAUUGUAUUUUUGAUCAGUGUUUCCCCAAAGUAGGUAUCAUGUAAUACAAGUUCCAAGGGGCAUUGACUGAGUGGUGUUUUGUGUGGGAAAUGAGGUGUUUGGUAAUCAAAACAUGUUUGUUAAAUACUGAGUUAAAAAAUAUCAAACAGAUUUCACGGUUGCAGUCCUCCUCAAAGACUUAUCGCACUUUGCCGUUUUGUAAGGGGGUCCUGUGCGCCAUUCCUUUAGCUUACCUACAGACCUCCUCUCUAAAGGAGCAAUUUGUGAAGCUAGUGUUUAAAGAAACGCACACAAACACACAAAACAAACAAAAAAGCCACUUUGGAAAACACAACCUUAGGACAUUGAUUUUGUUUUGUUUCCUAUUUAAAAAUGCUGAAGUGAAGUCUCAGCCUGAGCAUUGCAGGAAAGCUUUGAUGCAUAUGUAAAUUAUACCGCCUUCUUUCAUUAUAUAUUUUCAGAAAUCACUGGAAUGUUGUUAUACAAGAGAAUUAUACUUGUGUAUUGUAAAUAACAUAUUAAGAAACAUAUAUUAAUGCCAAUAGUUUAAUUCAACAAUAUGUAAUCUAAGGUGCUCAGUACUAUAUGAAGUGUGAGUUAAUUACUCAUAAUUAAGUUGCAAAGAUCCAAUUAUAUAUUUAUAGACAAAUUAAAAUGAUCAUAAUUACAAAUAUUUCUUCAUCACUUGAGUUUUGGACUGAUUAAUAUCUGGGUGAGGGGGAAACAAUCUACAUUCUCUGCGUUGAUAAGCAUUUAAUUUAAAUAUUUAUAUUUUAGAAAAUAUAUUUGAAUAAAAUUUAAUGCAUUUUCUGAAUGGACAUGUGUGAUUAGCAAGAAAUAGAAAAUUCUACUAAGAGAUCUGUGUAAAUCAUUUUUCUUCCUCCAGGUUAAAGUGCAUCAUAUCAGAGUGGCUAUGAUGAAUCAAUUUCAAAUACCUUUUUCUCAUACUGAAUUCAACAAGUUAUGACUUUAUGCUGUAGAUUUUAAUCUUGUCUUGAUGUGUGUUAUGAAUAACAUGAACUCAUACAUUUGGAUCAUGCCUGGGUGCAGUCAGCAAAUCAAAUGAGUCAUUUUAGAGAAUUUGUUCUUGUCCAGUUCCCUCUGUGCUCAGUCUGUUUCUUAUUUGAAUCAAUGAAUUAUUAAAUUCACAGUGUUUGUCUCUUUAGGGAAAAACCAGCACCAAUGAAUGAUGUCUUAACCUACACUUUGUGGGAAGCUAACCACUUUUUUUUUUUUUUAGGGCCGCACCUGUGGCAUAUGGAGGUUCCCAGGCUAGAGGUCGAAUUGGAGCUCCAGCUGUUGGCUUAUACCACAGCCACAGCAACGCCAGAUCUGAGCCGCGUCUGCGACCUGCACCAUAGCUCACGGCAACGCCAAAUCCUUAACCCACUGAGUGAGGCCAGGGAUCAAACCCGCAACCUCAUGGUUCCUAGUCAAAUUUGUUUCCACUGCACCGCGACAGGAACUCCUGCCCAUUUGUUGGUAGAUGUGAUCAGGAGAACGCUCGGUGUGGUGACGUAUCUUUCUUUACACCAUCCCAAUGGAAUUUUUAAAAAGGUAGGAACGGCGCUAUCACAAUUUUUUUGACUUGAACUGAAUAGGAGAAACAAAAUGGUCAACUUAGUCAAAAAUACCCAGGCAGAGGCAUUUAAUUAAUUCUAUCAAUUGUUGCUGAAACAUGCAUGUUUUUUUUUGUCCAAAAGCUUGUUGAUCCUGCUUGGUUGAAGUCACAAA
Messenger RNA from Sus scrofa (pig), 5071 nucleotides. RefSeq names its product syntrophin beta 1 (gene SNTB1). Gene Ontology annotation, cellular component: dystrophin-associated glycoprotein complex; synapse; intracellular anatomical structure. Lineage: Eukaryota; Metazoa; Chordata; Mammalia; Artiodactyla; Suidae. Gene Ontology annotation, molecular function: structural molecule activity; protein binding. The record is from RefSeq and is a predicted model, not a curated record.